Messenger RNA from Drosophila suzukii, 902 nucleotides. It is a transcript of the gene loj, whose product is annotated as p24 family member logjam. Gene Ontology annotation, biological process: endoplasmic reticulum to Golgi vesicle-mediated transport; intracellular protein transport; Golgi organization. Lineage: Eukaryota; Metazoa; Arthropoda; Insecta; Diptera; Drosophilidae. The record is from RefSeq and is a predicted model, not a curated record. Gene Ontology annotation, cellular component: COPII-coated ER to Golgi transport vesicle; endoplasmic reticulum-Golgi intermediate compartment; Golgi apparatus.
UGUUUAUUGAAUUUGGUUUAUUUAACUUUAUGUUAAUUUGGCAAAUAGAAAGCUAGCUAACCGGUGCAGAUUCCCCCUUUGUUGACAGAAAGCGCAAAGGAAACUGAAGAGUGGCGCCCGCUGAGUUCAUCCCACCCACGUACCAGUAAUCCGAGGAACCGAAACCCCACAAUGCAAUUGACGUGGCAGAGAGAUCAGAUAAAUUUAAUACUUCCCAUAGCCGUGAUUUGUUGUUGUCUGCUAAUCGACGUAACCAGCGCUCAAGAGGCCCAACAACCAUGGUACGAGAAUCUUCCAGCGGUGGCCAUGGACUACAAGGUUCACAUAGAUGCUGGUAAGGAGGACUGCUACCAUCAGUACGUUAAGGCGGGAGCCACCUUCUACGUGUCUUUCAGUGUGGUGCGAGGAGGCGAUGGCAUGGCUGGUUUCGCAGUCCGCAAUCCUGCUGGAGAGGUGGUGAAGCCCUACCAGUGGCAGGCAACUGCAGAUUACACGGACCAGGUCUCGCCAGGUGGCUACUAUUCCGUGUGCAUCGACAACCAGUUCUCCCGAUUUGCUAGCAAGCUGGUCAACAUCUAUAUCACAGUAGUGAAGUACGAUGCCUGGGACAAGUACGCCAAGGAGAUCGAACAGCUGCAGCUGAACAUGCAAAACUUCACAGCCACCAUUGGCACCGUGGAGCGGAAUAUAAACGACAUGAUGGGCUAUCAAGCGCAUAGCAGGCAUCGGGAAUCUCGCGAUUAUGCGUUGCUGUUGGACAACAAUGCUUAUAUUCAAACCUUCUCGAUUAGCCAAAUAGUGGUCAUAUUGAUCACGUGCUCCAUACAGGUUUUCUUUGUGCGCAAACUAUUCGAAGUCAAGUCGGGCUCCAAAAGUCGCAUUUAAGCUCGUCAAGUAACUUU